GGCCCGAUCCGGCCCGGUCCGCGACGUGCGGUGACCCCUUCCCCCCUUCCCUUCCCUUCUCCCCUUUCCCUCGCCCCUCCCCAGCUGCGCUGCCACCGCCGCCUCGGACCAGGGACCCACUUCUUCUUCGGCCGCUUUCGGAGCCCUGCGCCUGGGCCUCCUGCACCCCAACUCCUGGGGAAAAGAAGUGGAGAGGUUUUGACUGAGAUGAUCAGAAUCCAAAGAACUAAAGCUCCAAGACAUAAUGGGGGCAUUUUUAGAUAAGCCAAAGAUGGAAAAGCAUAAUGCCCAGGGGCAAGGUAAUGGACUACGCUAUGGGCUAAGCAGUAUGCAAGGUUGGCGAGUUGAAAUGGAAGAUGCGCAUACAGCUGUGAUUGGUUUGCCAAGUGGACUUGAUGGAUGGUCAUUUUUUGCCGUGUAUGAUGGGCAUGCUGGUUCCCAGGUUGCCAAAUACUGCUGUGAGCAUUUGUUAGAUCACAUCACAAAUAACCAGGAUUUUAAAAGUUCUGAAGGACCACCUUCAGUGGAAAAUGUCAAGAAUGGAAUAAGAACAGGUUUUCUGCAGAUUGAUGAACAUAUGAGAAUAAUAUCAGAGAAGAAACAUGGUGCAGACCGAAGUGGGUCAACAGCAGUGGGUGUCCUGAUUUCUCCCCAACAUACAUACUUCAUCAACUGUGGCGACUCAAGAGGUUUACUUUGUAGGAACAGAAAAGUUCAUUUCUUCACACAAGAUCACAAACCAAAUAAUCCUUUGGAAAAAGAACGUAUUCAGAAUGCAGGUGGUUCUGUAAUGAUUCAGCGUGUGAAUGGCUCCCUUGCUGUAUCUAGGGCACUUGGAGACUUUGAUUAUAAAUGUGUCCAUGGUAAAGGUCCUACAGAGCAACUUGUCUCACCAGAGCCAGAAGUCUAUGAAAUUGAAAGAUCCGAAAAAGAUGAUCAAUUCAUCAUCCUUGCGUGUGAUGGUAUCUGGGAUGUUAUGGGAAAUGAAGAGCUUUGUGAUUUUGUAAGAUCCAGACUUGAAGUCACUGAUGACCUUGAGAAAGUAUGCAAUGAAGUAGUGGACACCUGCUUAUAUAAGGGAAGUCGAGACAACAUGAGUGUGAUAUUGAUCUGUUUUCCAAAUGCACCAAGAGUAUCACCAGAGGCAGUGAAGAAAGAGACAGAGUUGGACAAGUACCUGGAAAGCAGAGUAGAAGAAAUCAUAAAGAAGCAGGGGGAAGGCGUACCAGACUUAGUCCAUGUGAUGCGCACAUUAGCAACUGAGACCAUCCCAAACCUCCCUCCAGGGGGUGACUUGGCAAGCAAGCGGAGUAUAAUUGAAGCCGUUUACAAUAGACUGAAUCCUUUCAGAAAUGAUGACACUGAUUCAACAUCAGCUGAUGAUAUGUGGUAAAAACUUCUCAUCUAGCCUGGAGUUUACCUUCAUCCUCCCAAGGAAGUACAGCGCAACUUCACUGAACCUUCUUAACAUCCAUCUUCAAUAUUAAAGAAGGGGAUACUAUAAGGGUGAGCAAGAUGACACCACAGAACUACAGCAGUACAACAACUAGCCCAGAACUGAUCCUUUUUUUAUAUAAAAUUGAGACUUAUGUAAACGUGAUUUCAAACCAUAAUUCAUGUUGUAAAUCAGACUUCAGCAAUUUUUGUUGUAUGAUUUUUUUUUUUUGGUAAAGUGCAAUUGUCCUUGUACAAAAUGCUCAUAUUUAAUUAUGAACUGCUUUAAAAAUCCCUAUCAAAGUUUAAAAUGUUUGGCUUGUGUGAUGCAAAAGAUAGGUUGGUAGCCCUUUAAAUUCAUGUUGUGUUUUGGAUCAGGGGUGGGGGUGGGGGGAACGGCAGCCUGGCCAACGAGAUGCUCAAAAAUACACGCGAUUAUGAAGAAUAAUUUUAAAACUCUUACAGAGAUGAACAUCCAUGAAGUUAUUUCAAACACCCUUAAUUUUCUUGACAGUGGACUAGCAUAAGAAUAUAGCUAGUUCAUUCAUAAAAUUCAUUCAGGAUGGUUUUUUUUCCUUGUUGCCACUUAUUAUUGCAGGUAAUAGUGUAUUUCAUAAAAAUAUCAUAUUGAUCUUGGGGCUAGAAUGCCUUGAUUCUUUGCACCUCUUUUGCAAAGUCCUUACAUUAAAUUAAUUACUAAUUGAAAAGGAACAGCUUUCUACAUAGAGUAAGUAGGAAUCUGUAGCAUUUUUACUAUCAUGAUUGGCUGGGCCUGCUGCUGUUCCUAACAAAAUAUUCUGAACUCCAUUUUAUCAAUAAAGCUUGAUUUUAACAAACAAGACAUUUAAUCAUGUAUGUGUAAUUCCUCUUGCUUUUUAAAAUGUCGUGUCAUUGUAAAUGAGGGGUUUCAGAUAUUGAGACAUGAAAACCCAUUUUAAAAAUGGACCACAGUGUUGCCCAAGGCAUAGAUGGAAUUUCUCCCCACCAUUAGAUGGACUAGAGGCUUUAAAUAACUGUUGUUCCUUAAUCUAUUUUAAAUGGGUUUCUUUCAGACUACUUAUUUUUCAUUUAGAAAUGCAUCAGCUUGAAUUUAGUCACCAUUUAAUGAAAAUGUUAAUUGAAGCCUGAUAAUCUAACACCUUAUGAUGUGUGUGUGUGUUUAUGUGUUUUAAUUGACCCACUUAGUUAGAAUACUUGUGGUUAAAAUACAUUUGUGAUUUGAAUUAGAGCAUGUUGACCACAUAUAAACAUUGGUCAUUAAAAAUAACUUUCAAAAGUUAUGGAAUUAUAGGUAUUAAAAUAAAAUUAUCUUAUUUUAGGCUUACCUUCUUCUCCCUUUGAUCAUAUGAAAGUAAGUUUUCAAAUUGGUCAUGCUGACAGACUGCUGUUUUGUGCUCUUUUGUAUUGUCUCUUUAGGUUGAAAAUAUUGUAUUACCAAUAUGUAGUUUUAAUUAUUCUGUAGGCAGGAAAGUAAGAUUUUAACCCUUCAUCUAAUACAAAAUCAAAACGUGGUGUAAAAAUGUAGUAUGAUGCUCUCUAUUUACUCUUGUAUUUUCCCUAAUUUGGAGAGAUACAUAUUUGUGUAUGUAUACAUAUAUGUAACCGUAAAAUUAUUUCAAGGUUAAGGAAUAUUGGACAAAGUAAUUUAAAAUGUCUCAGAUUUAAAUAGAGUUAAUAUACCAGCAAAAUCCUUCCUUUAUCCCUCUCUUGUGGGGUGAUUAAAUGUAAAUUGUCUUUUUGUAUUCUGUAUCAGCAUGAAUGAAGAAAAUAUAAAUACUAUUUGAAUUUCUAAGUUUAAUUUGGGUUAAAGACCACUUCCUUACCUAAUUUCUAAUUCCAUUAUAGAAUGAAAACUUAUAAUGUCCCAAGUUAUGCCUUUGUACUCCUGCACAAAAUUAAUGUGUAGAUAAUAUGGCAAGUGAUUCUGACUACCAGUGUAGAAAGCUGAAUUCUUAGGACAAGCCUAUUCUUUACUGUAUAGACUAAAGUUUAGCUGUAGAAACAAUAGAUUUUUAAACUGGACUAUGGAAACUUUCUGAGAUGUAAAAUAUUAAAUCACAAGUAGAAUUGUGGCAGAAAGCCAUAUUUCAAACCAUAAUGACACAGUGUGUCAUGAUGAAAUUUCUUUUAAAACCAUUUUAAGAGGCCCUGCCUAAAGAAUGAGGACAUGAAAACAUUCUUCUCUUACAGUUGCCAGUGCUUCACCUAGGGUGAAAGAAAUGUCUAAAAGUCAUUUAUUCUGGCUUUGUGUUCAGUACUUAUGGUCUGAGAACACUGAAUCUAUUAUCUGUGAAUAAACACUGCCGUGCUAGGUACUAAUUUUGAGUAUGAAAAUACAUGCAAUGAGUAUGUAUAUCUUCUUAGAGCAAUGGACUAUAUGUUUUUACUAUUCCCUGAAAAAAUAUCCAUACUUUUAAAGGCACUUUUUGCACCUUUGUUGUGUUUUUCAUUUAUUGUACCUAUUCAGUUUUGUGUUGUGCUAAAAACUUUAGCACCUCAGGGGCUGUGCCACAUAUUUUUGACAUGUCACAUGCUAUUUCCCUUUUGGGGAAAAUUCUUGUGUGGUAACAGUGUUGUAAUGUGGUAUUCCAAAUGUAGUUUGAUUUAAAUGUUCUAAUAGAAUGGACCCAGUUUACCUAUUUAAAAAGGAAAUGGCAUGUUGUAUAAAAAACUACUUUCAUAAACCAUACAGAUAUGUUCCCUUUACCUUACUUACCUUCACUGGUUCAUCUUUUUUUGUGAGUACUGUCAGCCAGAUAAAAUGUCUUAAUUGUUAUUCUGGGGACAUGUACCUUUUAAUAGGUAACUGUUAAUGUUCUGAGCAGUUUUCAAUAUUAGCAUUGACUUUUAGAAAUCUAUCUAUCUAUCUAUAUAUAUAUAUAAACAUAUUCUUUAUUUUAUCAAUUCAGCAUUAAAGAUUUAUUAAAUGAAACUUUUAUUUUAGUUAUAAAAUAUUGUGUUGACCUGCUCUUGUUGUAGUGUUAAGAACCACUGCAGAAAUUGCUCAUUUUAUUUCCUGAUUUCACAUAGUAAAAAAAAAAAUCAGGAUUAAAAAAAAACAAACAAACAAAUGAAUGUAUAUAAUUUAGAUAUUCUGAAUUACAAGUGGUUUCAUUACUAUACUACAAACCCUUUGGUGGUAUUUUGUAUCCCUUAACAUAGCUUUCCAGUUAAUAUUUAUUGAGCUCCUUGUAUGUGCUGGGCACCAUGGAGAAUUCAAACAAGAAGCUUUGAGUGCAGUAGAGAAGCUUAACUUUUGUAUGUGGUUUAAUGCUACAUGCCAAUCAAAUUAAGCCAUAAAAUUGAUAUCAUUUGCCCUCUAUCCUUCCUCUCUCUACCUUUUCCUAUCCCUCAAAUUGAAAUCUUAUUUAAAAAAGUUUGUACUCAGCAUAGGGAUCUGAAAUUUGGUAUAUUGAGAAUUAAGUUUAUUCUAUGUACUCUACAAAUUUAACUAAGGAUUUAUAGUAACCUUUCAGAAGAAAACCAUGAAUCAGAGGCCCUAGAAUAUAUUUAGGGCUUGAGCAUUAAUUUUUAGUUCUGUCCAAAAUGUUUUUUUACAGCUAGUCUCAUUAUUAAUUAGCAGCUCAGUGUCUUUUAUGUUUUUUUCCUUUUCAGCAAAAUGACUUUGUGACUUAAUUGUAAUUUCACUUCUAAUUAUAAACAUAUUUAUUUAGGAAUUCAAUAUUUUUGUGUUAGUGUGCUAUUGAAUAACAAAUAUUUGUUUUUGUUUUGUUCUUUAACAAUUCAGUAGAAAGUUUAAAUUAGAAAAUUUAAGGACCUAAUAUUUUGAUUUCUAAUUGUACAGUAUUAGUACGGAAUGUGGUAUUAGUAUAAACAUUUUCAUGUUAAAUACAUCAACAUAUAAAAACUGUUUCAGGUUGUUAUAGUUUUAUGCUUUGAAGGGACCCAAAGCCUUCUUAUAAUUUGGUUUCACAAACUUUGCAAGGGAAAUGACCAUUUUAGUUGAUUAACAGUGGUCCAGUUUUCUAAUGGAUUUGUUUUCCUUUAGGUAUUGGGAAAUUUGUGGUUUUCUUUAUCUAUUAAAAAAAUUCUUAAUAGUUAAUAGCUUUAAACUCUAGAUAUCUGAUUCUCCUUUGUAUCUUUCAGUAAUAUGCCAUUAUAAUAUAUGCCAUCUAUUUGUGUUUAUUAAAUUGAGGCCCUUCUUUUUAAAAGCAAACAUUUCAGAGGGCUAGAAAUACUUUUUAACAAUAUCUUCCAAAUUUUAAAUGUGGCUUAUUAAGGGGAAAGACCUUUCUUUAUUAAACAACAAAUAUUUCUCAAAUACUCUGAAUAAUAAAAAAAUAAAAUGAAAUUUGUCUUUUCAAGUGAGCAUUUUCCAUUUAUAUUGACUUUGGCAUAGCUAGAUUCUUUUCCCCCUUUUACCUACUUGCUAUUUUAAGCUGUUUGCUCAUGGCCCCAUACAAUUUCUAGCAGACGCUUAGAUGAAAGUAUUCAUUAGGAUAAUUUUAGCUGACAAUGAAACUACUUUGGCCACUUAACACUUUUAUUUCAUAACUGAGAACAAGAAAAAGAGGUGGUUUAUUCCAUCAAUUUGCUGGGUAUGUAGCAAACAGAUAACAAUGUUUCCGUUGUCCAGCACAAACUGCUUUCUCUGCUUUGCUCUAGUUUUUCUUCCUUUAACUUUAAUGAUUGAUUAUCAGGCUGAAACAGGCCAUUUGAGUUUGUUUGGCUAAGAAUGCUUGGUGUUCAGCCUCAUUAUUACAAGAGAAGGCAUAUUUAAAGGUGUCUGAAUGCCUAAUGACUUUGGGAGGCAAGGUCUGAAUUCAAUUUCACUGGAGUAGAGAACUCUCCCUGUGGAAGCUGCCUCCACUGUUAACAGACUUCUCUGCAACUUUAUAGUUUUAGUAGUUAUGUGGGGGUCAUUGACAGGUUGCAUAAUGUGUCCAUGGUUCUGCUGCUAGUUUGUGUUAAAAAGACAGAAUUUAAACUAGGGUCUUCCCCAAGACCAGCCCCCUAUGUAUUAAUGGCACCAUGCUGCCUCUUAUUGGAUGAUAUAUUAAAAUAAAAUGAACAUAAAAGAAGUAUCUAGGGAACGUAGGAGGUGUAGAGAUGAAAAGAGUGGACCUUAAUUAUUUUAGUAGUUGUAAUAGGUUUAAGUUCCCAAUAUAAGUCACUAAUGGUGUUCUAUCCAUGUCAGGAAAAUCCAACCUUAACUUCAGCCAAUGUACCAUUUUGCUGUGAGAAAUACUUAAUGAUAAAAUUUAUUGUUCCAACAUAGAAGUAACUUUUAAAGACUUAAUACUAAUAUAGUUAUUUAUAUUUUUCCUGAUCUCAUCUGAUAAAAAUAAAAGCAGUGUUUAUCAUAAAACUCUUUAUCUUAAACAUUAUCACUGCACCAAAAUCCUUUAGUGAUCUCAAUUCUAUGGGUCAUUUAAAGUUUUUUGCUGAUUACUUUCUCAUCAACUUUAAAUUUUAGAAAAAUUGUGUAGAGCCUUUUCAUUCUUUUGUGCAUUGAUUGUACCUUUUGAUCAUCUUGGAAAUUACUAUUUAAAACCAUUUGCAAGUAUCUUUCUUGAAACAAUUUAGAUUUAUGUACAUAGUUGAUUCUUCAGCUACUUUCCUAAUUCAGUAAUAGCAGGUAUAAUCAGCGGGUGCCAAAAAUACCAUAUACAUAGUAUAUUUAUAUAGUGGUACUAUACUUAUAUAUAAAAUAACCAAACCCAACAAUUAUUAGAACACAAGAUGAACUCGGUUUACUUUAGGAAAGUUUUUAAGUAUUUUUUUUCAGAGGCUUGGGGACAAGAAUUUAGUGAGUCUGAAAUGAAAAGUUUUCCUUUCUCAAAAUAACUAAUAUUUGGGCUUUGUUCUCUAUAGACUAUAGAUUUUUAAAAUUAUAUCUUGUAGGUAUUGAAAGGUAAAAGAAAAGGUAAUGUUAGGACCAAUCUCUCUCUCUCUCUCUCUCUCUCUCUCUCUCUCUCUCUCUCUCUCUUUUUUCUGCGAGGAGAUCUAAUCCUUUUCUAAGAAGAUUUGGCCCGGGAAACUUAACUGACAAAAGAUUAAGUAGAGGUUUUUUUUUUUAAAAGGUUUGUAGUAAAAACAGUGACCUAAAUAAGGAACAUAUAAUGUAGUGCUUGCCAUGCAUACUUUAUUAUCCACAUAAUUUAAUUGUCAGAUGUUCACUAAUUUUUUUAACCCUUGAAUAUUAGCAGACUAGAUUUCUGAUAUUCAUCUCAUUGCUGGUGUUAGAGUCCACUAAACCUUAUUCAGGCCGUCUCAGAUUUCACAAUAUGAAAGAUUAAAAAACUAAUAGAGAAGAAAUUAAUAUGGUGUCCAACAUUUCCAGCCACCAGUGCCCAGAGUUAAUGACAUUUCUUCCAAAAUAUAUGUCCAAUAAAAAGGUUUGAUUAUUAACUGAAGUUUGGAUUUGUUCUCAGUUAUCAGGUGUUUUGGUUAAUCUUGGACCCGUCUCUAAUUAGUAGAAGACCCAUUUGUAUGCAUUUUGAAGUAGAAAAAUCACUGUUCUUUCACCUAAUGUCCUUUAUUAGCUCAGUAUCUUCACAUGGAGAAAACAUGUAGUGACAUGCAAUGCUGAUUGUUUUAGCUCCUAGUAUAAUCAGAUUUUCUGUGAAAGUGUAAUCUUUCCCUUGAAUUUGUAUUAAUAUAUGAAUGAAGACAUGUAAGCUUAAAAAGCAUGUUUGCAGAAUGCUUAGCUUUGUUAUAAAAUUUAUAAUUUUGAAACUAAGAUACAAAAGCAGAGCUAUUUUCCUUAAAUACAAUGUAUAAUAUUCUCCACAGUGAUUACCCACUAUUUGCAGUUUAUGUGAUCCAAAAUGUGUUUACAACAAGUUCAAUAAAUGUAUAUUUUGUACUGUGUACCAGUUUCUGGUCCCAAAGAAAA
Messenger RNA from Monodelphis domestica (gray short-tailed opossum), 8293 nucleotides. RefSeq names its product protein phosphatase, Mg2+/Mn2+ dependent 1A (gene PPM1A). Gene Ontology annotation, molecular function: magnesium ion binding; manganese ion binding; protein serine/threonine phosphatase activity. Lineage: Eukaryota; Metazoa; Chordata; Mammalia; Didelphimorphia; Didelphidae. Gene Ontology annotation, biological process: protein dephosphorylation. The record is from RefSeq and is a predicted model, not a curated record.